Molecule: messenger RNA, 844 nt
Organism: Spea bombifrons (plains spadefoot toad)
Lineage: Eukaryota; Metazoa; Chordata; Amphibia; Anura; Pelobatidae
Product: pulmonary surfactant-associated protein D-like
Exons: 4
Coding region: 46-828 (260 amino acids)
Biological process (GO): surfactant homeostasis; positive regulation of phagocytosis
Cellular component (GO): multivesicular body; rough endoplasmic reticulum
Source: RefSeq, a predicted model, not a curated record
AUGUCUUCUGAAAAUGUCUAUUCUUGUAGGUUAAGCUUGUGAACAAUGAAUGCUUUAAAGCUCCUGAGUGUGUUGCUCUUCGGAGUGAUUUUGAGGGCUCUCGCUAUAGAUUCGGGAAAAUGUGAUGAGUAUACCAACACGUGCGCGGUGAUUUCGUGCGGGAUGCAUAGCUCGGGCGGUCAACCCGGAAGAGAUGGGAGAGACGGUAAAGAAGGAGCGAAAGGAGAAAAAGGAGAUCGAGGUCCUCAAGGAAGCCGGGGUAGUCAAGGACCUCCUGGAAAACUCGGUCCUCCAGGAGUUAAGGGCGACAAGGGUUCUGUCGGCGAAAAAGGGGAACAAGGAAGAAGUGCUACUUCAGAGGUUGAGGUCGUAAUUGGACAAAUGAAGACUUUAGAAGAGCAACUACUCAAGCUUCAAGCAAACAUAAACAAGUACGCUAAAAUUUUGCUUUUCCAUGGCGGCAAACAAGCCGGCGACAAGGUUUUUGUAACCAACGGCCUGGAGGAAAGCUUUGAGAGCGUGCAGAGGACCUGUAAGGAAGCCGGGGGUAACAUAGCCACGCCGAGGAACGCGGCCGAGAACAGCGCGGCCCAGGAGAUCCUCCACGCCAAAGGCGAGAACCCAAAGGCGUUUUUGGGAAUAUCAGACCUGCAGGUGGAAGGGAUCUUCAAAUACGCCGGGGGUGACAAGAUCGACUACAGCAACUGGAACUUGGGCGAACCCAACAACAGCAAGGAUAACGAAGACUGUGUUGAGAUACAAGACAACGGAAAAUGGAAUGACAUUCCGUGUUCUCUUUUGAGAUUGGUAAUCUGUGAAUUCCAAUAAAUAUUUGUCCUAAUUA